GGGCUAAGGUUUUAGAUCGGAAGUAAUUCGUCUGCGCGCAAGGAAGAGAGUUGUUUACAAACAGAAGAGAAAGUUGGACAUGUAGCUAACUUGAGACAAACAGUUACGAAAUAGCCUAGAAGAAUGCAUCUCUCAAGUUUUACAGUCAUUGAUUUUUACUUUAACUAGCUAACAGCUCGAGACAGACUGAGACCCUGUUAUUCAAACCUUGGGCACGAAGGAGUCAGCAAAGCUCCCUACUAGCCAGAAAUGGUAGCUGAGUAAGAGGAGCACGUGUGUAUGGUUGCAGGUGUGAGAACCCACCCGGGGUCAGAUGUCAGGGAGGAUGUCAGAGGAAGGGGGCAAGCUGACGCUGAGGCGUCUUGAAGGGCCAAUCAACAAGUUCACUAAAGUAGCCCUGCCGACAGACCUAGAAAGACUACAGAGACACCACAGCAAUAUACUGAAGUUCCAGCAUAGUGGACAAUGGGAUCGCCUUCAUCAGGAGCACAUCAAUGCCAGCCGCACUGUGCAGCAGUUGAGGGCUAAUGUUAGAGAGAUGGAGAAGCUGUGUGGACGUAUCUGUCCGGAGGACGGCCCCGCCAUGGAGAGGCUGGUUCAGCCAAUCAGAGACCGAGCAUCUGCUGCCACGCAAGACUUCCUACUCCUGCAUUCUAACCCCGCCCCUCUGCCACAGGCACCACGCGCCCCAGACCACUCAUCCUCAGGUGGUUACCAUGGUGAUGAUGUGGGCAGGGAGCCCCCUCCUGUCAAUCAAACACAGCUCCUCCUCCCAGUGAUCCCCCUCAACGAGAGUGCUGCUGAGUCCUGGGACACCCUGGAGGAGGACCUGAAGGAGCUUAGCGGUUUGGUGACAGAGUUCUCUCUGCUGGUCCAUUCCCAGCAGGAGAAGAUUGACAGCAUAGAGGAGAACGUCAACACAGCAGCAGCCAACGUGGAGGAGGGGACCAGGAGCCUCGGGAAGGCGGUGGGCUACAGGCUAGCAGUGUUACCCGUGGCGGGGGCAGUGUUAGGGGGGGUGUUGGGUGGGCCGCUGGGCCUACUGGUGGGGUUCAAAGCAGCGGGGGUGGCAGCAGCGCUUGGAGGGGGGGCUCUGGGGUUUGCAGGGGGGAACCUGGUCCAGAAGAAACGCAGAGCUAGAGUAGAGUCCCAAAUGAACCAGCUCACUGCACCCCCUAUGGAACCAGAACCACCGCUGGACAAGGACAAGUGACCUCUGAUUGGUCGUGAAGGGACCUCUGACCUCCAGAAGCUUACACUGGUCCAGGUACUGCCCGACUACAUUGCAGACGCAUGCUAGAGCUUACAUAUACAGUGGGGCAAGUGGCGCACAACCAUUGGUUGAUGCAAUGCAACGCCUGCGCAUCUAGUCGGGCAGGAACUCAACCAAGAAAUCCCUCAGACUAACUGGCUUUCCGCUCUAACAAUCUGUUGUUUGACAAAAAGAUUUGCUCUCUUUACUGUGGUAAUAAGGAACUCCUCCUCCUUCUCGCUGCCAAUAGACGGAGGAGAGAGGUCUGUCAAGAGAGGCCUACUGUGAAGAGAAGCCUGCCACUGGGAUCUACCACUUCCCAAUCAAUAAGACUUUUAAACAUUGUAGGAGAGCCUUGUUGAGGACCUGACUGUGAAAGGGAUGGGUGAAUGCUGUGUUAGUUGAGUGUGAUGUAUGUAUAUAUGCUGGGUCUGUUGGCUUUGUAUUUACAACUUUAAAGUAACUGUCCAGUGUUUCCAGAUUUCUAUUAAAUAUGACCUACACAUUUUUACAAUAUAAAUUAAAUAGUUUUCCUUCCAAAAUCUUUUAAAUAUGUUAAAAAGCAGCUUUGUGUUGGAAUGGUGUGGGCAUAUACUGAUCUUAAAAAUAUUCAUGCAAGUAGACCGCUGAUUGGCCAGCUCAUCAUCCUCUGAGGAAACAGCAAGUUUUGAGAUACAAGUUUGUGUUUUUUUGUUUGUUCUACAAUUAAUAUUUUGCCCACAAAUACAAGUAUAGGAUGAGUCAACAGAACUUUCACUGCAGUUACUUUAAGUGUAUGAUCAUAUAUAAUGAAAAGAUGUGCAUUAUUAGUAGCAAACACUACAGCCUAGUUUUGUAACAUAAGUCCUGCUGUUUGGUGCCUUUUAGUACAGACAGAUAGAUGGUUGUUUUAUUAAAGUCAUGUUAUUAUACUGUUUCUUGGACAGACCAUCUUAACUACCCUCAGUCUUGAUCAAAUACACACUCUGUGCCAAAGCCAGACACUGCCUGGGUCGAGCAGUCACCCAUCUCUCUAGUUUAUGAACUUAUUGAUGUUUAUCUGAAUCUGCUGCUCUGCUUAGAGUAUACAGCUCAUUAACAGAGGGAGAGGGAGGUAUAAACAGCAGUAAAUGUCAAGACUGUGUCCUGGUCUGAACCCUGCUGGAGAGGUCUGCUCCCUCUGACAGACUGGGGAGCAGAGAAUAAGAGUGAGUGAUUGUGAUUGAGAAAGGUUAGGAGGAUAAACAGCUGUCCUGGGUGUACCAGGUAGAAAGUUGAUGUGUGAUAGGCCAAAGUUUCCCCUCUAAUAAGUGCCACGAUGUCAUCUACUACAACAGUAGAUGACCUCUGAACUCAGACCGGGACCAACUAAAUAUGGAUGCUCUUAAUCUAUGUGAUGAUUUACUGGGGGUUUUAUAUUGCCAAAGAAAACCAAUAAAAUAUGCUUCUGAUGAAGGAAAUGUGUGUGUGUCAAGAGUCUUCUCUGUAGAACUGAACAAACAGACUCAACACACAACAUCCUGUAAAAUGGUUUCAUUUACUUGUUUUAUUUUCCCUCUCCGAGAUGACUGAUUUAGAAAUGAGAUUUCUCCCCCUUUAACCCUCCCUUCGUGACUGGUCAGAUCAGGGUACUGUUGGGUUCUAGGGAGGGACUGUACACACAGUACUAUAAAUAAACACACAGCAUGCGUCUCAAUACUCCUCGUCUCCUUUCAUUGCUCCAUCUGAACUGAUUUGAGUGACAGGUGAAAUAAGGAUACUUUCCAGGUCAGCUUCUUCCAUAUUGCUGUCACCUGGACUUGUUGCUAAGUGGGCGUGGCCUGGCCUGUGUCAGACCAGUGCAGAUGGAGAAGAAGACACUGCAGAGGAUUGAGAUGCAGCCCAGAGUCUGAUUUUUCUCCUUCAGUGUGAGGUUCCCCUCCUGUCCUCUAGAGCAGCAGUGUCUAACUGACACCUCUCAGCCUUUAGGAACUACCGUCUGAGUCAGUAUUGCAGAUCAGGGGCACGUUCAAGUACAAAAGGGAGAAAAUGCUUUUCUGACAGAUAAUGGAAACAAACAUUUAACUAUUGGACAGUUUAUGGUAGUAUCUCUGUUGUUUCUAAACAUGUUCUACCAUUUUGUGCCUCCUGAACGUGACUUAGGUGAAUAGGCUCUCUGGCCAAUCAGUUGCAUGAGUUUAGUACCAGGGAGAGGAAAGCUGCAUCUCAAUACUUUACAAUGUGUUCCUUUCCUUGUCUCCUCUCAUCCUAUUUGAAAUCAUAGGAUAGGUGGAAGCAGCAUAGUGGAUACCUGCCAGAAAUAUGCUUUCACAUCAGUUUAAAUAAAGGAAAGGAGGAGAGGGGGGUGAACUAUUAAGAUGCAGCCGAGACACUGUAGUCCUCCAGGACCAGAACCCUCUCUCACUCAAACGGGACUGAGCUGGACUACACACAGAUAAGAACCGUAAUGAGACUAAACAACCGGAGCAAGGGAUCUCACUCGUCAAAAAAAAGGG
Oncorhynchus tshawytscha (Chinook salmon) is the source of this 3726-nucleotide messenger RNA. RefSeq names its product syntaxin 17. Lineage: Eukaryota; Metazoa; Chordata; Actinopteri; Salmoniformes; Salmonidae. Gene Ontology annotation, molecular function: SNARE binding; SNAP receptor activity. The record is from RefSeq and is a predicted model, not a curated record. Gene Ontology annotation, biological process: vesicle fusion; intracellular protein transport; exocytosis. Gene Ontology annotation, cellular component: autophagosome membrane; plasma membrane; endomembrane system. The transcript is spliced from 9 exons. Bases 314 to 1213 code for a protein of 299 amino acids.